UCAAUACAAUUUCAAUUUUCCACACGCGACGCCUUCAUCUAAGAAAAAAAUGGGAGUUGAUCGAUAAUGGCGUUGGCGCGAAGACGAUGAAUAUUUUAAUACGAAAAUAUGGCAAAGCAGGUGAACCCAUUUCUCACCUCUCUUUUCUUUAAUUCCCUUUACGUUCGUUGAAAUGGUAAGACCUCGAAAUCCCCAAGAAUUUUCCAUUCUUCUUCUUCUUGGGUUUCUUAACGCUUCCUGUUUCACGCUACAAAAGUACAAAACAUCCCUCCCACAAACCUUCCCUCCAUAAUUGCUUCUUUUUUAAGUUACCAUUGGAUCUUUCGCUUCGUAUCUUGAAUCUCCCCCAACUGAUUCCUUUCCAGAUCUCUUCUCUGCAACAGGCUUUUAGCUAUGGGAAGUCUCAUGAAUGAAAUUAACUUGAAGGACUUCUACAUUCCAAACUAUAUUUUGUCAAUUGGAUCGGAGGGGGAAAGUGUUAGCCAUCUCCCUGUUUGUCCAGUUAUUGCUUUCAUUAACUCCAAAAGUGGUGGUCAGCUGGGAGGUGAACUCCUUAUCCGAUACCGUGCUCUUCUCAAUAAAAGUCAGGUUUUUGAUCUGGGAGAGAGUCGCCCUGACAAGGUGCUACAUCAACUUUAUCGUAACCUUGGCAUGCUCAAGGACAAUGGAGACCUCUUGGCUGCUCAUAUUGAAAAGAAUCUUAGAUUAAUCGUUGCAGGUGGAGAUGGUACUGCAAGCUGGCUUCUGGGAGUCGUUUCUGACAUGAAACUGCCUCAUCCACCUUCAAUUGCUACUGUGCCAUUGGGAACGGGAAACAAUCUUCACUUUUCCUUUGGAUGGGGAAAGAAAAAUCCUGGAACAGACAGUCAAUCCGUUGAAUCAUUCUUGAGCCAAGUAAGGAGUGCAAGAGAAAUGAAGAUUGAUAGCUGGCAUAUUCUCAUGAGAAUGCGAAGUCCAAAGGAAGGUUCUUCUGAUUCUAUUGCGGCUCUAGAACUCCCUCACUGUUUGCAUGCAUUCCAUCAGGACAAUUGGCAUGUAUUUCGUGGUGGAUUUUGGAAUUACUUCAGUAUUGGAAUGGAUGCUCAGGUAUCAUAUGCUUUUCACUCCGAGAGAAAGUUGCAUCCUGAAAACUUUAAGAAUCAAUUGACCAAUCAGAAAGCAUAUCUGAAGAUUGCUUGUAAACAAGGAUGGUUUGUUUCUCCUUUAUGUCAUCCUACUUCCAGGAACAUAGCAAAUCUUGUAACGGUAAAGAUUAUGAAGAGGGAAGGUAUAUGGGAGGACCUCGUGAUUCCCUCAAGUAUCAGAUCUAUAAUUUGUCUUAAUUUGCCAAGUUUUUCUGGUGGACUUGAUCCUUGGGGAGAUCCAAGCAAAAAUAAAUUACGUCAUAGAUAUCUAACUCCUCCAUAUGUGGAUGAUGGCCUUAUUGAGAUCGUUGGUUUUAGAAAUGCUUGGCAUGGACUCGUCCUACUUGCUCCAAAUGGACAUGGAACUCGUCUUGGUCAGGCAAAAAGGGUUCAGUUUGAGUUUCAUAAAGGUGCAAUUAACCAUGCUUUUAUGAGAAUUGAUGGGGAGCCAUGGAAGCAACCCCUUUCUGUGGAAGAUGACAAAGUGUCUAUAGAAAUUAGUCAUUCUGGUAGAGUGAACAUGCUCGCCAACCUACCUUGCCGAGCUAAAAGUGUGCAUGACCCGUCUUCAACUCACAGUCAUAGCAGCAAAGAUUAUGUUGACGAGGACGAUGAAUUUACAGAAGAAUACGAGGCUGUAAAGAAGUUUGGUGCAGCUUCUACCUUUAAGUAUUUUGACGAGGCCGACACAGUUCAUUAUCAAUAGGUUCUGACAUCUUGGCUUUUCUUGUUUUCAUGUAUAUGUUUCAUUGUCAUCUGAUGCAUCUGACAUGAUUGAUGAAGUAGUUGCCUCAGCUCUAAAAGAUUACUCACAUCUUAGGAAGUGUAGAGUAGGAUUCCCCCCCCCCCCCCCCCCAAUACCGAUGUAUGAUAUUAAUGUUUAGAUUGAACACACUCAUUUGAUCUGCAAAUACUUGAUUCAUUCAUGUGAAAUAUUUACAAGGAUGUUAUUGGAGUUA
This is a messenger RNA of Cucumis melo (muskmelon), 2083 nucleotides long. RefSeq names its product diacylglycerol kinase 1-like. Gene Ontology annotation, molecular function: ATP-dependent diacylglycerol kinase activity. The record is from RefSeq and is a predicted model, not a curated record. NCBI's taxonomy places the organism in Eukaryota, Viridiplantae, Streptophyta, Magnoliopsida, Cucurbitales, Cucurbitaceae. Bases 394 to 1830 code for a protein of 478 amino acids. The transcript is spliced from 13 exons.